Trachemys scripta elegans is the source of this 5649-nucleotide messenger RNA. It is a transcript of the gene ZCCHC2, whose product is annotated as zinc finger CCHC-type containing 2. The transcript is spliced from 15 exons. Gene Ontology annotation, molecular function: nucleic acid binding; zinc ion binding; phosphatidylinositol binding. Lineage: Eukaryota; Metazoa; Chordata; Testudines; Emydidae. Bases 251 to 3712 code for a protein of 1153 amino acids. The record is from RefSeq and is a predicted model, not a curated record.
CGGUGUUCAGUCCGCGCCGGCGAGUGGCAGAGAGAACAGCGUCCGGGCCUCGCACCGCGCACGCACUGAGGCGGGGGCGCGCCGGGAACCGCCACGAUCCGCCCCGGAGCCGCCGCCGGCAGCAGAACCGUCCCCUGCGCGGCCAGGGCAGCAGCAGCAUGAGCGGCUCCUCCGGGCGCGCCAGCCGCUGAGCCUCGCCCGCCGCCGCCGCCGGGGCCUCUCGGAUGCUCGAGGCCCCUCCGGGCUGAGGAUGCUGAAGAUGAAGCUGCCGCUGAAACAGACGAGCCACCGGGCGGAGGAGGCGGCGGGGAUGGGGCUGAAGGAGCCCAGCAGCCGGGACUGUCACCUCCAGCUGCAGCAGGUGCCCCGGCCGCCUCCCCGAGGCGGGGCGUCGGCGGGGUGCGGGCGGGAGCGGCCCAGCCAGCUGCCUGGCUUGGGCCCGGGACCUGGGCCGCCGCCGGCUCCUGCCGCGGGCGGGGCGGCCUCCCGCACGGACAAGGAGACGGUGUACGAGUGGUUCGGCCUAGUGCUGGGCUCGGCGCAGCGGCUGGAGUUCAUGGUGGGGCUGCUGGACUUGUGCAACCCGCUGGAGCUGCGCUUCCUGGGCUCCUGCCUGGAGGACUUGGCCCGCAAGGACUACCACUGCCUGCGCGACGCCGAGGCCAAGGCCAACGGGCUCAGCGACCCCGGGCAGCUGGGCGACUUCCGAGACCCGGCCGUGCGCUCCAAGCUCAUCGUCUACCUGGCGCUGCUGGGCUCCGAGAACCGAGAGGCCGCUGCCCGCCUCCACUGCCUGCUGCCCCAGGUGGACUCCGUCCUGAAGAGCUGCGGGGCUCGCGUGCGGGAGGAGGAUGGGCCCGAGGAGGACAUGGAAGGGCCUGGAGAAAACGGCCAAGCCCUCCCUGUUGAGAGCCUGGGCUUCGGGGCGCAGGAGGAGCUACUGUUGCUGUUCACUAUGGCCUCUCUGCACCCCGCCUUUUCCUUCCACCAGCGGGUCACCCUGAGGGAGCACCUGGAGCGGCUGAGGAGGGCCCUCUUUGGGGACCAGGAGGAGGAUGCCUUCGGCCCUGCAGCUCAGAAUGACUUUUCCCAUAAUGACUGCAUGCCAAGUAAUGAGAACAGUUUGGAUCACACCACACCACCUCAUGAUGGACUUUCGAUGGCCUCUCAUAGACCUCAGCGGGAAGCUGUACACAUUGAGAAGAUAACACUGAAAGGAGUACCAAGAAAAAGGGCUGAUAAACAUUUGGAGUACACCUUCAAAGUAACCUGGUCUGAUCUUUCCGUCACAUGUGUAACAAAAACACAUCAGGAGCUGCAGGAGUUCCUACUAAAAAGACAAAUGCAGUCCCUUUCCCUGAGGAGCUCACAAAAUCUUCCAAAGGAACUGUCUUCUGAAGCGUUUGACAAGACCAUUUUACGGGCACUAAAUCAGGGUUUCCAGAAGAAGGAAGAACGGCGGCACCCAGAUCUAGAGCCAAUAAUAAGGCAGCUAUUUUCAAAUAUGUCACAGGCUUUUCUGCAGAGUCAGAGAGUGUACAACUUCUUCCAGUCAAUUUCAUCAGAAUCUUUGCACACUCACAGUAACUUACAACCCUCUUUGAAGACAGCUAAGGCAUCAGAACACUUCAAGGAGGACAGUUCAGAGGCUUCAAGUCAGGAGGAAGAUGUAAUGCAGCACACAUCAGUCCAUAAAAAACAUAAUGGGAAAAGUCCUGUUGCCAACACUAGCAGUACAAAAUGUUCUUCACUGGAUGGCCUUAACAUAAAACACUCUGAACAGAAUGGGGUAGUGGAUUGGAGAAGAAAAAACUGCACUGUUCAACAGCAUCCAGAGCACUGUACAAACUUACUUGAUCAGCAUGCAGGAGAGAAACGGGGCUUAUCUGCAAUAAGCAAGAAGAAAGGAAAGCCACAACUGGAAAAGGAUAAAAUAAAGAAAACUGACAGCAGAUUGAGCAAUAGGAUUAAUGGAGUUAGAGUUGCAGCAGCACAGCAUAUCCGUGCAGGGGCAGCAAAAGAUCUGAAUUUGGACGUUGGAUCUGGACAUGACACAUGUGGAGAAACAUCUUCAGAGAGUUACAGUUCUCCUUCUAGCCCACGACAUGGGAGGGAAAGCUUUGAAAGUGAAGAAGAGAAAGACAGAGAUACAGACAGCAAUUCAGAGGACUCUGGGAAUCAAGAUGCAGCCAGGUUUACUGUUUAUGGUGCUGGCAGUCCAUCAAACAUCAAAGCAGCAACUCAGAUUCCUUCAGUGAGUAAUGAGAAUGGAAGUAUUUCAGAGGAUCCUUUAAAUUCAAAGUUUCAACAUAUUUCAUUUAUGCCUGCCUUACACUGUGUGAUGCACAAUGGUGCACAGAAACCUGAAGCUGUAGUUCCACCACCCAUCUCUGCUGAUGGUAAAACAAUGGGAAUGCUUGUUACCACUCCUGUCGCUAUAUCGCCAAUGAGAGAAUCUGCAAAUUCAACUCCAGUUGGAGUAGGGCCAGUGGCUUCCGGUGAAUCUGAAAAACGCCUUGAGCUGUUGGCUUCCCCUCUACCAGUACCAUCCACUUUUCUUCCACAUUCUGUCCAGCCUGGUAGCCCAGCUUUGCAUUUGGCAAUACACAGAUUGAAAAUACCCUCUCCACAGGGAUCGUCUGAAAAUUGCACAGUUAAUGGACCACAGCAACCAACAGGAAACUUAAGCAUUGGCUCACCAAAUACUGCCUUUAUCCCAGUCCACAGCCCAGGUAGUUUUCCAGGAUCCCCCGUUCCUAAUACAGAUCCCAUCACAAAACCUGCAUCCCAAGUGGUAGGACUGAAUCAAAUGGUGCCUCAUAUUGAGGGGAACACCGGAGCAAUCCCUCAGCCUACCAGUCUAAAGGUGGUUCUUCCCGCAGCUGGUCUUUCAACAGCACCUCCACCGGCUUCCUAUACUUUGCCAGGCACUCCUCAUGCUACCAGUGUGUUGCCCAACCAGAAUACAAAUGUGCUGAACACUGUAGCAACUUCCACACCUCCUCAAUCAGCUGGUUUAGGUGUUGGUCAAAUACAGUCAACUAUUCCCCCUGCAAUACCUACCCAUACACCAGGCCCUGCCCCUAGCCCAAGCCCUGCUUUAACACACAGCACUGCGCAGAGUGACAGCACAUCCUAUAUAAAUGCUGUUGGAAAUACUAACACUAAUGGGACUUUAAUGCCUCCACAGCAGUUGGGGUCUGGGGCUUGUGGUUCUUGUGGACGUAGAUGCAGCUGUGGGUCCAAUGGAAGCCUUCAGAUCAAUAGCUAUUUUUAUCAUAACCCUAUUCAUGGACAAGUCUACAGAGUUCCACCUUUCUUCACUCUGCCAUCUCUUUGCAAUGGCAGCUACCUCAACCAAGCACAUCAAAGCAAUGGAACACAACUUCCUUUUUUCCUGCCUCAGACUCCAUAUGCAAAUGGACUGAUGCAUGACCCAGUAAUGGGGAGCCAAGCCAACUAUGGUAUGCAGCAAAUGGCAGGAUUUGGGAGGUACUAUCCUGUAUAUCCAGCACCUAACGUAGUUGCCAACACAAAUGGAUCGGGGCCCAAGAAGAAUGGGAAUGUUUCAUGUUACAAUUGUGGUAUAAGUGGACACUAUGCGCAGGACUGUAAGCAGUCAUCCAUGGAGGCCAAUCAGCAAGGCACUUACAGACUGAGAUACGCACCUCCCCCUCCCCCUUCCAAUGAUACCUUGGAUUCUGCAGACUGAAACAAGUAAACAUUGCCUACAUAACAAACUGAAGUUUGGGGAAUUGGGGGGGAGGGGGAAUGUUUCUUGUGGUCUUGCAUUUGGGAUAUUCCUGGUUUUAUAUUCUUUUGGAAUUUUUCAUUGAUCUUGCACCUCUGUUCAAUACAAAAGAAGAAAACUGAGUCCCUGAUCUCCUGAUUCUGCAAAAAGCUUACAUAAUGCAUGUAACUCAAACACACAGCCAAACAAUCAAAAGAGCAUUUGAACCAUACUUUUGCACUGAAGACUUGAGACAUGUGCAAUGUUUACUGCAUUUUUUAAAAUGUCCUUUGACCUCUGACAUCACUGGUGGAGCAGCCAUAUGGUUGAAAGAAGAAACUUGGUCAUGUUCCCUCACAAUCCCCCCUCUUCUGUCCCACCCCACUCCACCCCCAGCCUGUUCUCCUUAUGCUGCUGUUUUUGUUUCUCUCCCACCUUCACUAUGUGUCCACAUGGUUUCAUUGGACUGCAUGAGUAUUUGGCAGUUUAUACAGAGUUUGUCCAUACUAUAGCAAAAUGUUAUGCUCAUGAAUUAUAUGGGGAAAUUGUUUAGUCUUCCUGUGAGGAACAAGACUAAAGAUUCACAGAAUUGUGUAUAUAUGUAAUAUCUUGUAUUAUACAUACACACAGCUCUGGGUCCAGAGUAAAUGAAAAUACUUCAAGUGGGAAGGGAAUGAAACUGUGUGGACUUGAACAGAUUUAUGAACAUGAGCAAGCUUAAACUGAAAGAUCUAAUUUCCAUUGUAGUGUUUUAGCCUGAUUGUUCCAAGAGACAAAGGAGGAGGGGGGACUGGUAUGAAUGUUGUAUUCCAUGUGUUUGCAUUUCUAAUGAAAGCUGACAGUGAGUCCUUUUUUAAAAGCUAUUCUACUUCUGUGUCAACACAGAAUGAACAUUACUUGAUUGAUUCGAUUUUUCCCUAAACUAUUAGUGUUGCAUUGUAUUUAGAAUGUAAAUGGUUUAUUUCAGUCUGAACAAAAGUUAUGGUUUUCUACAAAAUAGUCAGGUAUUCGUAUUAGGACCGGUCUACCAAAUAGCAAAGUCACUAUUUUAUAAUAAUUUACCACUAUGCGUGAUUAUGGUAUAAUGUGAAAGACUGAAAUGCGUGUGCUAAGAUGGUAUUAAUCAUGUUGGUGUCAUGUCAGUAAGUUUUAAUGCUGCUGUAUUUUUAUUUUUAAAAGCCAAUAUGUACUAAAUUGCUUCCAGGUAAUAUUUGAUUUCCUAAAGUGCACUGAGGUUAUCUGGAAGAUUGAGUGUAUUUUUCAUGACUGCUACAUUCAACACCGAUGAACAAUUACCACUGUAUAUCCAUAGGUUUUUGGCAUUCCUCACAGUUCAUAGCAGAAAUGAAAGACUUUUUUUUAAGAUGCUGGUAUGCAGUAGAGGGACAAAAGUAAAAUUGUCUGGGGGUUCAGCUGCCUAAUUGCUAAACAAAAACUUGAAGAAAAAAAGCUUGAUUUACUAAAUGUCUUCAUAGGUAGCAUUUAUAUUUAUAGCACCAGUAUACAUUUUUCCCUUUGGGGGUGGGGUAGGGUAGAUGAAAGCUUUAAUUUAAAAAGAAAAGAAAAAGUAAGUAGUAAAUGGAAAUUAUUUUGAUUAAAAAUAUUUUAUUUGAUCUGGGUAUUUUUGGACCGCAUUAUUAAAUGAAUUAACUGCAUUUGAGUUUAAGUGAGGGUGUUAAAGCACCAUGGACUCACAUUGUGAAUUACCUGCCAGUUGUACUUUAUGGAACUUAUUUUAUGAUUUAAAAUACUGUACUGUAAAUAGGAGGUAUGUUACCUUCUCUUUAUUUGUAUGUUUACCAUAUACUUUGAUAUUUGAAAUGUUAUGUACUGGAAAGGUCACUUAUAUUUCUAGAACAGAUUGGAUUUUAUGCAACCUUUCUUCCUUGAAUUAACAGCAAUAAAAAAGGAAAAAAGCG